Agrilus planipennis (emerald ash borer) is the source of this 2835-nucleotide messenger RNA. Its product is annotated as hemocyte protein-glutamine gamma-glutamyltransferase-like. The coding region runs from base 283 to 2409 and encodes 708 amino acids. The transcript is spliced from 12 exons. Gene Ontology annotation, biological process: peptide cross-linking. NCBI's taxonomy places the organism in Eukaryota, Metazoa, Arthropoda, Insecta, Coleoptera, Buprestidae. Gene Ontology annotation, molecular function: protein-glutamine gamma-glutamyltransferase activity. The record is from RefSeq and is a predicted model, not a curated record.
GUUUGAGAACAACUGAACAGCUUUGGCAGUAAAAAUAUUAUCGUCAAGUCUUUUUUUAAAAAGUAUUUUCUGGGAGCCCAAGAUUUAUGGCUUAUUUUCAAAAAGUGGUUGGGCAAUUUAUUAUUAACAAUUUAAUUGUUUAAAACGCUAUAACUAAUUAACUAAUACUUCCAAAUACUCUUUUUUCCUUUCUUAAAAACGAACAAAGUAUAAUACUGAGCCUUUUCGUUUUCUAAUCUUUAUUUACAUGAUGGAAAAUUAUUGUUAACGGUUUAAAUAAAGAUGUCGUCACUAACAGUGGAACAAAUUUACCUUUAUCCUCUUGAAAAUGCUCGAAAUCAUCAUACCGAUACAUAUGAGUUGGUUCACGAUGAAGAAAACCCAAUUCCUGUAUUACGACGAGGUCAAAAGUUUACAUUGGCUCUUAGAUUUUCGGAUAGAGCGUACGAUAAAACAAAGGACAUAAUAAGGUUGAUUUUUAGUUUCGGACCUGACCCUAUCACAAUUAAAGGAACACAGGGCGUAGUAACUGUAGAUCCUACUAAAAAAUAUGCAGACACUGGUAAAUUAUGGAAUGUCGGUUUGCUGGCGUUAAUGGAAAAUACUCUUACAGUAGAGAUAUAUUCACCACCUGACUGCCCUGUAGGAAUUUGGAGCCUUAAAGUAGAGACAAAUACUCAGAAGUCAAGUGAACCAGAUAAGAUUCAAAAUUAUGAAAACGAUCUGUAUCUUCUGUUUAAUCCAUGGAAUUGUGAUGAUUUAGUAUGCAUGCCUGAGAAGAGAUUACUUGAUGAGUACAUUUUGACUGAUGUUGGUAAGAUAUGGGUUGGUCCAUAUGGUUCAAGUAGGGGCCGAGAAUGGGUUUUCGGACAAUUUGAUGCCUGCAUUUUACCCGCUGCAAUGCUUAUGUUUGAACGAUCUGGUCUACCAUCAACAAGCCGAGGAGAUCCGGUUAAAGUAGUUCGUGUAAUUUCCAAGCUUGUAAAUUCCAAUGACGAUGAUGGAAUUUUGAUUGGCAAAUGGGACGGUGAAUAUGAUGAUGGUACAGCUCCUGCGGCAUGGAGUGGCUCCAUUGAAAUACUACAAAAAUUUUUAGACACGCAAGAGCCAGUAGGCUACGGACAAUGUUGGGUAUUUGCAGGAGUUGUUACAACAAUUUGCAGGGCUUUGGGAAUUCCCUCAAGGGUUGUUUCAAACCUUGUUUCUGGACAUGACUCAAAUUCCACUAUCACUAUUGACAAAUAUUUUGAUGAAAAAAAUGUAGAAUUAGAAGACUAUAAUACUGAUUCAAUUUGGAAUUUUCACGUGUGGAAUGAUGUUUGGAUGACCAGGCCUGAUCUACCUGAGGGGUAUGGUGGUUGGCAAGCAGUAGAUGCAACACCUCAGGAAACUUCAGACAGCGUCUAUCAAUGCGGUCCUGCUUCAGUGUAUGCCAUUAAGAACGGUGCAAUUGGUUGCAAUUACGAUGUUCCCUUUAUGAUAGCAGCUGUUAAUGCCGAUAUAAUGCGUUGGAAAAGAAAUCCAGAAUGCGAUUUGGGAUAUUCAAAAAUUUCUUGUAAUAAAUACCAUAUUGGUCGUGUCAUAUUAACAAAGAAACCAUUUAUGUAUGAUCCAAAUGGCGAUCGAGACCGAGAAGAUGUUACGUUACAGUACAAAUCGAAAGAAGGGAGCAAAGCGGAAAGAUUAUCCCUCUUAAAUGCCGUUAGAAGUUCUCAUAUUGGAAAAGUCAUUUAUGAGUUACCAGAUGCGGAGUUGGGUGAUGUUGAAUUUGAUUUAGAAGAACUAGAUCUUAUCAAUAUCGGUGAUGAUUUCAAUUUGAUAGUUAAAAUGAAGAACAAGAGUAACGAAAUUCGUCACAUUGAAGCACUUUUAUCGGCGAAUAGUGUAUUUUACACUGGAAUAAUACACAAUUCAAUUAAGAAAGCAGAACUGAAAUACUCGUUAGCACCAAAUUCAAGUGAGAAAAUGAAAUUAGUUAUUCGAUCAGAUGAAUAUCUUGACAAACUAGUUGAGUAUUGCAACAUUAAGAUAUUCGCUAUUGCUAAUGUGACCGAAACUAGUCAAACUUGGGCUGAUGAAGAUGAUUUCCAAGUGAUCAAACCUAAAAUUAAAAUAAAGGUCCCAUCUUCAGUUCCCAUAAGGACCCCAACAGUAAUAACCUUGAGGUUUGUAAAUCCUUUGAAGAAAACACUAACUAAUUGCCAAUUUAAUAUUUCUGGUCCUUCAAUAAUUCGAAGUCAAGUCAUGAUGCAUCCUGAUGUAAAACCUGGAGCUAAAGUGAAAGUAACAACUGAAAUUAUGUUAACUUCUGUAGGCGACAAGAAGCUUGUUGCAACAUUUAGUUCUAAGGAACUGCUUGAUAUUACCGGUUCGGCGAAAAUUGAAGUUUUUGAUGACAAUGAAGAAUAAAAUUGCUUGUAUUUAUAUAUAUACGCCCGCUUAGAGUUGCUUUUUAAAGUUAAGUUUAGAAAAUAAUUUUCCGAUGCGUGUUGAAGAAAUAAGAGGAUUUUUAAUUCCUAGAAGAAGGAAUGGGUUGAAAUGCUGAAAAAUAAAGAUACAUCAAUCACGAAAAAGCUUACGUUUUUUAUUAAAUUUAAUUUUUAUCUCAAAAAAAUAUGAAUAUAAGUAUAAAAAAAUCUCAAUUUCAUCUUAUUUCUUUAACGACAGCAUUACUUUUCAAAUAUGUAGUAUUACUACACAAAAUAAAUUAAAUGGGCAAAAGUGAACAGUACCGGUUACACUACAGUUACUACAGUUAUUAAUUCGUAAUUUACAUUUUUUAUACGUAGAAAGGGAAUAUGUUUAACCGCUUUAAGUAUUCGGCGUUAUUAGUUU